Messenger RNA from Benincasa hispida (wax gourd), 1424 nucleotides. Its product is annotated as Glutathione S-transferase family protein. The record is from RefSeq and is a predicted model, not a curated record. NCBI's taxonomy places the organism in Eukaryota, Viridiplantae, Streptophyta, Magnoliopsida, Cucurbitales, Cucurbitaceae. Gene Ontology annotation, molecular function: glutathione transferase activity.
AAUUUUCUCUCACUUUUGUGCUUCAAAAAGACCCCAACGAUUCCUUUCGACCCUUUUUCUGUGCUUUAUCCGAGUGCACAGCAGUAACCCAGUUGCGAAUUUGAGGCCAUCAAUGUUCUUCAGCUGGAUGGUUUCUGGGUCUCUGGCUUGAGGGAACUUGACCUUCUACAGGGUAGCUGUGAGUCUGUGACCAUUAAAUGGUUGUUUCUGUUCACAUUGUACAAUCAAAACUGAAAGAGCUUUUAGCUUAAAUCUUUUUCCCGUGGAUCGGCGUGAUUUCUUAAGCCAUUAUCCAAUAGGCAGUUCCCAAGUUCUGUCUUGAUUUCACAAAUAACGCUGAUGCUAGUAACUAAGCAAUGCAGUUAUAUCAUCAUCCAUACUCUUUGGACAGCCAGAAGGUGAGACUUGCCUUGGAAGAGCAAGGGAUUGAUUACACGUCGUAUCAUGUCAAUCCCAUCACAGCCAAGAACAUGGACUCCUCAUUCUUCAAGAUCAACCCAAGUGCAAAACUUCCUGUCUUUCAAAAUGGUUCCCACGUCAUUUUUGAUACAAUCGAGAUAAUUCAAUAUAUAGAGAGAAUUGCAGUUGUCUCCUCAGGGACGGAUGAUGUAAUGCCGAGUAGCAGAGAAGUUGUUGAAUGGAUGCAUAAGAUACAAGAAUGGAAUUCAAAAUUUUUCACUCUUGCCCACAUCCCCGAGAAGUACCGUCUUACUGUCACCAGAUUUAUAAGACGAGUGGUGAUCGCUCGGAUGGCCGAAACUCCCGAAAUGGCUGCUGCUUACCAUCGUAAGCUCAGAGAAGCAUACGAGACUGAAGACAAAUUGAAAAACAAAACUGUUGUCAAACAAAGCACUGAACAUCUAGUUGUUCUUCUUGAUGAAAUCGAAUCAAAACUAGGUGAGACUUCUUACUUAGCAGGGGAAGAGUUUACCAUGGCUGAUGCCAUGUUCAUUCCAGUGCUGGCUCGACUCGUGCUGUUGAAGCUAGCCGAUGAGUAUAUAGGCAGCAGACCAAACAUUGCAGAGUAUUGGAUCUUGGUGCAGCAGAGGCCAAGCUACAAGAAGGUAAUUGGGAAGUAUUUCAAUGGAUGGAGAAAGCACAAAACACUUCUGAAAACUUGGUUCUUUGUUCAUAUCAGAACCUUGCUGAGGAGAUACUGAUGGAAAACGAAUUAUAAAGUCAAAAGUUUAUUUAUAAUUUGUACAUGAGGGAGAAGUUAUAGGGGCUGAGGAGUGAAGUGUAUGUAUUUAUUUCCAUUUUUUGCCUCCUUUUUGUUAUGUUUCAUCAGUGUGUGUUGUAUGUUUCAUUUUUAUUUCUUCUUGGACCGAGGAUUGGAGGUUGAAUCUUGUAAUAAGUUGAAUUACUGCUCCAUUUACGAUUUUUUUUUUCAUAAUUCACAUAAUAUAACGUAUUUAAAUGUGUCG